GUGGGUAUGUACAUUGGAGAGAUGUGCCGUUAUAUUAUGGCCACACCCUGCAAACCAGAAGAUUCAAAACACUGUAUUCGCAUGAUGUUAGGCAAUGGCAUGCGAUCAACCAUCUGGAAAAGCUUCAUGGAACGAUUCAAAAUUGGACAGGUUGCAGAAUUUUAUGGCUCCACCGAGGGAAAUGCAAAUAUGAUAAAUCCUGAUGGCCAGAUAGGUGCUGUUGGAUGUUUCCCUCGAUGUGUGCCACGAUCACUCUUGCCCAUUGAUCUGAUUAGAGUGGAUCCAAAUACAAACAUUCCAAUUCGGGACAAGAGAGGGCUGUGCAUCCAAUGUGAUGCUGGUGAACCAGGAAUGCUUGUAGGCUUGAUCUCAUCAUCUAAUGCAGUUCGAGAUUUCCAUGGCUAUGUCGAUAAAAAGGAUUCAUCAAAAAAAAUUCUUCAUAAUGUAUUCAAAAGGGGAGAUAAAGCAUUCUUAACUGGUGACCUUCUGGUUAUGGAUGAAUAUGGAUACAUAUAUUUCAAGGACAGAACAGGAGAUACUUUCAGGUGGAAAGGUGAAAAUGUUUCAACUGCAGAGGUGGAAUCUGUAAUUAUAAAUGUAAUUGGUCUCAAAGAUGUAGCAGUUUAUGGUGUGCAGGUUCCUGACCAGGAAGGAAGAGCUGGAAUGGCUGCCAUUGCAGACCCUAACAACACCCUGGAUAUCAAAUCCCUUGCUAAUGGUCUUGAAAAAACUCUUCCAUCAUAUGCUCGACCAAUCUUCAUUAGAGUGCUCGAGAAAAUGGACAUUACAGGAACAUUCAAGAUUAAGAAAAUUGAAUUACAGGAAGAUGGAUUUGACCCUUCUAAAAUCAAAGACAAGCUUUAUGUACGUUCUGGGAAGGAAUAUGUGCCUCUGACCUCACAGCUCUAUCAGGACAUCCUGAAAGGUGCAAUAAAAAUAUGACCAAGAAAAUAUUUUGUUAGUUGCAUACUUUAUGGCAGUUAUUCUUAAAAGAGUAUAGUCUGCGAGAAUUUUAGGAUGUGUACAAGCUCAGCGUCCUCCCCCCCCACGAUUUUGAGAGAGAAGCCAAAACUGAAAAAGAAAAUUAAGGUAAAAUACUAGAAAUUCAAAACAAAAAAUAUUCUUCUAUCCUGAAUACUCUAGGGCAGUUAGGAUAACCAGUCUUAAAUGUAUGCAAACCUUCCAGCCUCCUUCUCCAAUUUCUCAUCUUUCCCAUGCAUUCUACAUUCCAACCCAUCUCAUCCUCCUUGAUUUCAACAUAAUAGUAAUAAUAAUAAUAAUAAUAUUUGGCAAAGCAUACAAACUAUGAAGCUUCUCAUUGUGCAUAAUUAUGAGGCAUCAUACCAGUUCUAUGUUAUGCUAAACUCUAUAAAAUGUCAUGAUUUGUAAUUUUUUAUGCCAGCUUUAAUGCCUCUGAAAACUUUAAAACUAAUUCCUCAACAGUGGGAACAUUGCCCAGUCUCCAUACAUAAUGAAGCUGAGUGCAUUAUGCUGUCAUUGUCCCUCACAUGACCCAUGCUCUAUGUAACAAAUUACUUUUACAGAAAUCUGUUUGUAUGACUGAUCAUGCUAGUGAAAAGAAUGUUUAUUACUGAUGACCUUGGAGGCCAGAGUCUGAAAUGCUACUACCACAGUACACAGUAAUUUUACUCCACAAUUUUAUCUGACCCAUGUUCAUUUGGCCAUAACUCAACAGGCUUAAGUUCAGUGGCACUCUAGGUUAACUGUUCAGGCACAGUACUUUAUUCCAUACUUUUUCAUCAGUACUUUUACAUGAAUGCUGGAAAACUGCUCUGUCCACCUGAGUUCAUUCUUCUUAAUUAACAAACUGUUAGAAUCUGGACUAUGGAAACAGUAACAAUUAUAACAUAUGCUACCUAACAAAUGGUGCAUUACAUCUGCACUCAGACAGAAGUCUUAUUAGCAUAGCUACAUUUUUAAGAAGAAACAGAUGCAUAAAUUGGUAAAUAUGCCCAUUUCAGCUCUUACAGGUUACUGGUAAAAUAAAAAGCUCUUCUUAGAUCUAAUGUGAAGUCUGUCAAGUGAUGUCUCCUAUGGAGGAUUAAUAGCUUACAUACAAUGAAGAACUGGUAAAUAAAACUGUUUUGCUUUAAUUUUUCUUGAAGGGAAGUGGAAUAAGACAAUAGUGUUGAAAGACAUUGCCAUGAGUUAUGCUCAAUUUUCUUUACAAAUUUUACAAAAUGAAGAACUGAUCAUAUUUGAAUUCAGAAACUUUUCAGUUCAGCCAUAUAAGAUAUUAACUCAAACUACUGUUAAUCAUUUACCAUCCUAAACAUUAGUUUCACCAUUCCAUAUAUUUUUCCCAGUGUUAUAAACUAAGACUUGUCAGUUAUUUGUAUUCAUAAUAUGCUGAUCUUGUUUUAGUAUACAUUUCAUAAAUAAACUGUAGAAUAGUAUUUAACUCUAUCUAAACCUGUAUAAUUCUCGAGUACCAAGUAACAUACAACAUCUUGUAAGAAGAAAAAAAGAAAAAGAAGAAGGUAAAGUAAAGCUAUCCCUGUAACAGGCCAUGAAGGCCCAUAGGGUUGU
Molecule: messenger RNA, 2550 nt
Organism: Cryptotermes secundus
Lineage: Eukaryota; Metazoa; Arthropoda; Insecta; Blattodea; Kalotermitidae
Product: long-chain fatty acid transport protein 1
Exons: 6
Biological process (GO): triglyceride homeostasis
Cellular component (GO): endoplasmic reticulum
Molecular function (GO): long-chain fatty acid transmembrane transporter activity; long-chain fatty acid-CoA ligase activity
Source: RefSeq, a predicted model, not a curated record